CUUUCCCAGCCGCAUUGAGAGUGCAGUGGGAAAUCGUUCACUUCACAUCACACAAAACAGUGCCUUCGUCGUUGUGGGAAACCAUCGUAGCCUCUGCGAAAUCAAAAAUCAAACGAGAUUUGGGAAAUGGCUGCUGCAAGAGGGUUGGUACUGUCACGUCCUGUUACUUUCGUCACUGGCAAUGCCAAAAAGCUUGAAGAAGUUCGUGCCAUCUUAGGCAAUUCCAUUCCUUUUCAGUCCCUCAAACUUGACUUGCCAGAGUUGCAAGGAGAGCCUGAAGAUAUCUCGAAAGAGAAGGCUCGAAUGGCUGCUCUUCAGGUGAAUGGGCCUGUGUUGGUUGAAGACACUUGCCUCUGUUUCAAUGCCUUGAAGGGUCUUCCAGGGCCUUACAUCAAAUGGUUUCUGCAGAAGAUUGGUCAUGAAGGUCUCAACAAUUUGCUGAUGGCAUAUGAUGAUAAAUCAGCUUAUGCCUUGUGUGUAUUUUCCUUCGCGGCUGGUCCAGAUAGUGAACCUAUCACAUUUUCUGGAAAAACUCAGGGGAAGAUUGUUUCUCCAAGAGGGCCUAAUGAUUUUGGAUGGGAUCCUAUUUUUGAACCUGAAGGCUAUGACCAAACGUAUGCACAAAUGCCCAAAGAAGAAAAGAACAAAAUUUCCCACCGCUACAAAUCUCUUGCAUUGGUGAAAUCUCAUUUUGCUGAAGCUGGAUAUACUUUUCAGAUUGAAAAAGCCUGAAAACCAUGGUGUAUGUUGUUAAUGUGGUGGAUUAUAGGCUACAGAACUUUAUUAAAUUUAAAUGUCCCCUGAAAUUGAAAUUAAAAUGUUUCUAACAAUAGAAAUGGGGAAAUUACUUUGAACUUAAA
Messenger RNA from Cajanus cajan (pigeon pea), 860 nucleotides. RefSeq names its product Inosine triphosphate pyrophosphatase family protein. The record is from RefSeq and is a predicted model, not a curated record. Lineage: Eukaryota; Viridiplantae; Streptophyta; Magnoliopsida; Fabales; Fabaceae. Gene Ontology annotation, cellular component: cytoplasm. Gene Ontology annotation, molecular function: nucleoside triphosphate diphosphatase activity. Gene Ontology annotation, biological process: nucleoside triphosphate catabolic process.